CGGGCCCCACACACUUAAAUAGAAUGUCCCUCCUCUUCAUACUACUCUCACUCACUCAUCCCUCUAUCACCAACCUAUACUUACACACAUUUCACCUAUACACACAGAUCCAGAGCUUCCGUUGAGCUGCUGCAAUGGCGGUGGAGAUGGGGAAGACGGUGCUGGAUAAAGGGUGGUUAGCUGCGCGGUCAACGGAGGUUGACCUCACCGGAGUUCAGCUCACCACUACUCAUCCUCCCGCAAUUUCGCCUGCCGGGAGUCCCUGGAUGGAGGCUCAUGUCCCCGGAACUGUACUGGCGACCCUUUUAAAGAACAAACUCAUACCAGAUCCUUUUUAUGGGUUGGAAAAUGAGUCCAUUAUAGAUAUUGCUGAUUCGGGGAGGGAGUACUACACUUUUUGGUUUUUCACAAGUUUUCAGUGUAAGCCGAUGAGUAAUCAGCACGUGAAUCUGAAUUUCCGGGCCAUUAAUUAUUCUGGAGAAGUGUAUUUGAAUGGGCACAGAAGGGUCUUGCCGAAAGGGAUGUUCCGAAGACAUUCCCUUGAUAUAACUGAUAUCCUGCAUCCUGAUGGUCAGAAUUUACUUGCUGUUAUUAUUUACCCUCCUGACCAUCCAGGCAGGAUUCCUCCAGAGGGAGGCCAAGGUGGUGAUCAUGAGAUUGGGAAAGAUGUUGCUACACAGUAUGUUGAAGGCUGGGACUGGAUAGCUCCUAUAAGGGAUAGGAACACUGGCAUCUGGGAUGAAGUAUCUGUUUCUGUUACUGGGCCUGUAAAGAUAGUGGAUCCUCAUUUGGUGUCAUCAUUCUUUGAUGGCUGUAGGCGAGUAUAUUUGCAUGCAACCACUGAAUUGGUAAACAAUAGUGCUUCAGUUGCUGAGUGUGACUUGAAUAUCCAAGUAACAACAGAGCUUGAAGGAAAUGUAUGCUUGGUAGAACAUCUUCAGAAAGAACAUGUGUCAAUCCUUCCUGGAGGUCAUGUUCAAUAUACCUUUCCUGAGGCUUUCUUUUACAAGCCUAAUCUAUGGUGGCCAAAUGGCAUGGGAAAGCAAUCUCUCUACAAUGUUGAAAUAUCUGUUGAGGUGAAGGGUUUUGGGGAGUCUGAUUCAUGGAGCCAUCCAUUUGGAUUUCGCAAAAUUGAAAGCCACAUUGAUAGUGCAACUGGGGGAAGGUUGUUUAAGGUGAAUGAUCAACCAAUUUUUAUCCGCGGAGGCAACUGGAUAUUGUCUGAUGGACUAUUACGACUUUCAGACGAACGUUAUAAAACGGAUAUCAAAUUUCAUGCAGAUAUGAACUUCAACAUGAUACGCUGUUGGGGUGGUGGAUUGGCUGAGAGACCCGAGUUUUACCAUUACUGUGAUAUUUAUGGACUGCUGGUUUGGCAAGAGUUUUGGAUAACUGGAGAUGUUGAUGGACGAGGUGAUCCAGUUUCAAACCCUGAUGGUCCUUUAGAUCAUGACCUUUUCAUGUUCUGUGCAAGAGACACUGUCAAGCUUCUCAGAAAUCAUCCUAGUCUUGCUCUUUGGGUAGGGGGCAAUGAACAAGUUCCACCGGAUGAUAUCAACACAGCUUUAAAAAAUGAUCUUAAACUCCAUCCAUAUUUUCAGAAAAUCAAUGAAACUGAAAACUUAACAAAAGAACUCUCCCCAGUUUUAAAGGAUCCUAGUCAAUAUCUUGAUGGUACACGCAUUUAUGUACAAGGAUCUAUGUGGGAUGGCUUUGCAAACGGUAAAGGAGAUUUCACGGAUGGGCCAUAUGAAAUUCAGAACCCUGAAAACUUUUUUAAGGAUGAUUUCUACAAGUAUGGCUUCAACCCUGAGGUUGGUUCGGUUGGAAUGCCUGUUGCAGCUACUAUCAGGGCAACAAUGCCUCCAGAGGGAUGGCAGAUUCCUUUGUUUACUAAGCUCUCUGAUGGCUAUGUAAAAGAGGUUCCGAAUCCUAUAUGGGAUUACCAUAAAUACAUUCCUUAUUCAAAGCCAAGCUUAGUUCAUGAUCAAAUAUUGCAAUAUGGUACCACAAAGGAUCUUGACGAUUUUUGUCUCAAGGCCCAACUAGUUAAUUAUAUACAGUACAGAGCUCUGCUAGAAGGCUGGACUUCUCGAAUGUGGAGUAAAUACACAGGAGUCCUAAUAUGGAAAACACAAAAUCCUUGGACAGGUCUAAGAGGCCAAUUUUAUGAUCAUCUUCAUGAUCAAACUGCAGGGUUUUAUGGUUGUCGCUCAGCAGCAGAACCAAUACAUGUCCAGCUAAAUCUGGCAACAUAUUUUAUAGAGGUUGUUAACACUACAGCUGAUAGAUUGUCAAAUGUGGCAAUAGAAGUAUCUGUGUGGGAUUUGGAUGGAGCUUGUCCAUACUACAAAGUAACUGAAGUACUCUCUGUUCCAUCUAAGAAAACUGUACCGAUAAUAGAGAUGAAGUACCCAAAGUCUAAAAAACCAAAGCCUGUCUACUUUUUGCUUCUCAAAUUUUACAAUGUAUCAGAUGACAGCAUAUUGUCAAGGAACUUUUAUUGGUUGCAUCCUCCUGGUGGUGAUUACAAAUCAUUGGAACCAUACAGGAAGAAGACAGUACCCCUCAAAAUAACUUCGCUGACUAUGAUACGUGGGUCAAGUUAUGAAAUGCGGAUGCAUGUAGAGAACACCUCAAAGAAACCAGAUUCCAAAAAUUUGCUAUACAAAAAUAAUUUUGCUCACAUUAACAGCAACAAUGAUUUUGAUAGUUCCUCAUCGAGAUCUGUACAUAAUCAUGAAGAGCAGCAGAUCAAAGGGAGUGUCGUGGUGAUGAAGAAGAACUUGUUUGAGCUGAAUGAUGUUACGGCUUCGGUUCGUGAUUGGUCUGAUGAGAUAUUGGGACAUAAGAUCUCCUUGCAGCUUGUCAGUGCUGUUAAUGUUGACACACAUGACAAUAAGGUGCAUGGGAAACAUGGCAAACCGGCCAUUCUGGAGAACUGGACUUCGAAAACUCCUAAAACAGUGAGUGAUGCAACGUUCGACGUUAGUUUUGAUUGGGACAAGGAGAGUGAUGGAGUGCCAGGGGCAUUUAUCAUUAAGAAUAAUCACCACCAUGAAUUCUACCUUAAGACCCUUACGCUUGAAGAUGUUCCUGGCUAUGGUCGUGUUCAUUUUAUCUGCUAUUCUUGGGUUUACCCUGCCACGUUUUACAAGAAAGACCGCGUUUUUUUCACCAAUCAGACUUAUAUUCCAAGUAGAACGCCGCAAGCUUUGAAGUACUACAGGGAAGAAGAACUGGAAACCCUGAGAGGAACCGGAACAGGGAAACUUGAGGAAUGGGACCGUGUUUAUGAUUAUGAUACGUACAAUGAUUUGAGUAAACCAGAUAAAGGUGCCAAGUAUACUCGGCAUAUUCUUGGAGGAAGUAGCGAGUAUCCUUACCCUCGAAGAGGAAGGACAGGGAGGCCACCAACAAAAACAGAUCCUAGACAUGAGAGCAGGCUGUCAAUUCUUGAGAGUUUGAAAAUAUAUGUUCCCAGAGAUGAAAGAUUUAGCCCUGCGAAAAUGUCAGAUAUAGCUGCUUAUGGGCUGAAAUUGAUUAUUCAAUUCUUAGUCCCUGGGAUUGGUGCACUGUUUGACAAAACUUUCAACGAGUUCGAAAAAAUUGAAGAAAUAGUAAAACUAUAUGAAGGAGAGAUCAAACUAUCUGAUGGCCCUGUAUUGUCAAGUGUUCGAGAACGUAUACCAUCAGAAAUGCUCAGAGAACUACUUCGAACUGAUGGCGAGCCAGUGCUUAAAUUCCCUAUGCCACAAGUGAUUAAAGCUAACAAGUCUGCUUGGAGGACUGAUGAAGAAUUUGCAAGAGAAAUGUUGGCUGGAAUAAAUCCUGUUGUCAUCCGCCGUCUACAAAAAUUCCCGGCAAAAAGCAAAUUGAAUCCUGAAGUAGAAGGACAUAAAGCGUAUGAUUUAGAGGGACUAACCGUACAUGAGGCAAUUGAGAAUGACAAACUAUUCAUAUUAGACCACCAUGAUGUAGUAAUGCCAUUUCUGAGGGGCAUUAAUACUACAGCGACAAAGACAUAUGCCACAAGGACACUCCUCUUCUUGAAAAAAGAUGGAACCUUGAAACCUGUUGCGAUUGAGUUAUGCUUGCCACAUCCAGAAGGGGAUGAAUUUGAUGAACUUAGUACAGUGUACACACCAGCAGAACAUGGUGCUGAAGGAACCAUUUGGCAGAUGGCUAAAGCUUAUGUUGCAGUAAACGAUUCUGGCUAUCAUCAACUCAUAUCUCACUGGUUGCUUACUCAUGCAGCAACAGAGCCAUUUAUCAUAGCAACAAACAGGCAACUAAGCUCCAUGCAUCCAAUUUAUAAGCUUUUGCAUCCUCAUUUCCGCGAUACAAUGAACAUAAAUGCAUUAGCUCGACAAACUCUAAUAAAUGGUGGUGGACUGCUUGAAAAAACUGUUUUUCCGGAAAAGUUUUCUAUGGAUAUGUCCGUUGUGGUGUAUAAGGAAUGGAAUUUUACUGAGCAAGCACUGCCAGCUGAUCUCAUCAAGCGAGGGAUGGCAGUGGAGGACUCGCAAUCUCCCCAUGGGGUGCGCCUAAUUAUAGAAGACUAUCCGUUUGCUGCUGAUGGACUUGAGAUUUGGUCAGCCAUAAAAUCAUGGGUUAAAGAUUAUUGCUUAAUCUACUACCCAACCGAUGAUAUUAUCCAAGAAGACUAUGAACUUCAAGCAUGGUGGACUGAAGUGCGCGAAAAGGGUCAUGGUGACAAGAAAGAUGAACCUUGGUGGCCUAAAAUGCAGACUCGGGAUGAGCUAAUAGAGUCAUGUACUACCAUAAUAUGGCUGGCUUCUGCUCUUCAUGCAGCAGUAAACUUUGGCCAAUAUCCAUAUGGUGGCUACCUCCCUAACCGUCCAGCAAUGAGUAGGCGCUUCAUUCCUGUUCCUGGCACGCCUGAUUAUGAAGAGCUUGAGUCAAACCCCGAAAAGGCCUUUCUAAAGACCAUCACUUCUCAGCUAUUGAGUGUUCUUGGAAUAUCCCUUGUUGAGAUUCUGUCAAGGCAUUCUGCAGAUGAGGUAUUUCUUGGACAGCGUGAUUACUCAGAGUGGACUACUGACGAAGAACCACAGAAGGCAUUCGAGAAAUUUGGAAGCAAGUUAAAAGAAAUUGAGAGCAAGUUGGAGGAAAUGAACACUAAUGGGAAAUGGAGGAACAGAGUUGGACCCGUGGACAUGCCUUACACUUUGCUCUAUCCUAGCAGUGAAGUUGGUCUCACCGGCAAGGGGAUUCCUAACAGCGUUUCCAUCUAAAGUAUGACCGUUUCCAGUUUACUCUGUAACUUUUGUUCAUUCACAUUUCGUGAGGAAUUGAUAUUGACAGCGUGUUAUCUUAAGUUAAGUUCAGUA
Molecule: messenger RNA, 5354 nt
Organism: Daucus carota subsp. sativus
Lineage: Eukaryota; Viridiplantae; Streptophyta; Magnoliopsida; Apiales; Apiaceae
Product: mannosylglycoprotein endo-beta-mannosidase
Exons: 20
Coding region: 135-5258 (1707 amino acids)
Biological process (GO): carbohydrate metabolic process
Molecular function (GO): oxidoreductase activity, acting on single donors with incorporation of molecular oxygen, incorporation of two atoms of oxygen; hydrolase activity, hydrolyzing O-glycosyl compounds; metal ion binding
Source: RefSeq, a predicted model, not a curated record